This is a messenger RNA of Paramecium pentaurelia, 2201 nucleotides long. Lineage: Eukaryota; Ciliophora; Oligohymenophorea; Peniculida; Parameciidae. The record is from the annotation of a GenBank genome assembly.
AAUGUCAGUUAUGAGUUAGAAUAACGAUCCUUCUAUAAAAUAGAGAGACAACAAUCGUCAAUAAAUCACAUCUCUAAGUAAGAAUUCUUAGGUUCAUACUCUAGAUCAAUUAUCAAAUAUGUAUGGAAAGUCAAAACCUGGUGAAUUGGCAUAAUCACUUGUUUAUGGUGAUAAACCAAAAAAAGAAAACAAUCGUCCUUCAAAAUAAAUGUAAACCACAGUUUCAGAGAAACCUAACUAAUGGUAAACAAGAACAGUAGCUGUCUCUCCUUCUAAAUUUACUAUGCUAUCCUAAUAACUUUAUAAUCAUAUCCCAGACACAUUGGAAGCCUAGAAAUCUUAAAGGGCUUUUCAUGUGAAAGAUUAGAAACUAUUAUUGUCUCCUGAAAGAUUACAUUCAUUACCUAAUUAAAAUGGAGAUAAAACUCCUGAAGUCUGCAAUAGACUACUUGAAUAUAAGACCUUUGUGAGUGACAAGAAAUAAACACUCAAAGAUUAAUUGGAUGCUGAAUACUUGAGUUAAUGCAGCUUUUAACCAUAAAUAGAUGAGAAAAGUAGAAAAAUGGCUAUAAAAGCUACAAAUUAAGAAGUUCGUUCGGCAGAUGAAUUUCAUGAGUAAUAAAUGAGACAUCUUCAAAAAGUCAAUGAAAAGAGAGAAAUACUCUAAAAGUAAUAAGAGGAAGAUGAAAAGGCUGAGUUAUCUAGUCCAAAAUUAACAGUUAAGACUUAGAAAUUAACAUUAAAAUAUAGUGAAUAGCCUCUUGUUGAAAGAUUACAUGAAGUAAAAUCUAAGACUUAAACAUUACCUGAUUCUACAUUAGGUCAUUCAUUUAAACCAUAAAUAUCAAAGAAAUCUAAAGAAAUUAAAAGAGAAGAAUCAGUCUAAGAUUUCUUAUACAAUGAUGCUAAAAAUAGAUAAGAAUAAAAGAAAUAAACUGAAACAAUGAUUCCAUAAUCAAUAAUAUCUCCUACUGACAAGAGUUAAUCUUGGUUUGUUUAAAGAUUCAUUAAAGAAUUUUAUUAUUAAUUGAGUGGUUUGGAUAGAGUAUAAGAAACAAAAGAUUAUUCAAAGAUAUAUUAAGAUGACUUUUAAAAAAUAUUAGGAGGUUUAGGUUUUGGAUAAUGUGAUAUGUUAUGGAAUGAAUUGAAUAAUGGAUUUUAUGUUUUAUCAAGAAAUCUAUUGGUUAUUUUAUUAGCCAUCCAAGCAGUACCACAACAUCUAAUAGAAAUACCUUUGUAUAAACCUAAAGUGGAAGAAAACAUUUAAGUGAAAUCAAAAUAUUAAUGUGAUGAAAAUGGAAAUCUAAUAUUGAGUGUUAGUGAUUGUUAAGAAUUACAUAAGAUGUUCUAUAAAUUAUAUUUGAAUACUAAAUAAUAGAAUGGAAAUGGAGUUAGAAGAAGAAUGGCUCGUUCUCCAUAGCCAGAGAUCAGAUGUGGAUCACCAAAGAUAUCAGAUAGAACUAAAUAAUUGGCUGAAGCUAAAAGAUAAGAUUCAUCAUUAUUUGACUGGUUCAGUUAAUAAGAAGAAAAGAAAAAAUAGAGUUUGGAAGAAUUAAAGAAAUAAGUAGAAGAAGAAAGAAUGAAGGAAUGUAAAUCUAUUUAGAGAGAAAUUACAAUAGAUUUACAUUAAUUAGCUAAACCUCUUUAAAAAUAAGAGGAUAGAACAACUGUAGAUGUUGAAUUCGAUAAUUAAUAAUAACAUUGUUCAUUCCAACCAUAAAUUAGUAAGCCUGCUUAAAAGACUUCAGCAAGUAAUUAUGCUAUUUAAGAGAUGGAAAAAUAGGCAGCCAGAAUGAAAGAAGCCAGAUUGAGAUAAAAGACUCUUGCAAAUUUAAAAAAUAAAGGAACUACUACUAAUAAUACUAUUAGAAGAAAAGAGAAGGGUCUCACUGAAAAUGAACUCAAUAAUGAACCUAAAUAAAAGAAGAAUAAGAGUAGACCAAUUAGUGAUAAAAGUACUCCUAUGUUAUAUGUGGAUGUUAAAAUUGAGGAUGGUAAAAGUGCUCGAAUUGUAGUAUUCGAAGGAGAUACUUCAGUCAGUUUAGCGAAUAAGUUUGCAAAAGAACAUAGUAAUAAUAUAUAUUUAACAUAAUUUAGAGUUGGAUGAGAAUAUGAAAGAGAAACUUAAGGACUUGUUAGAUUAAUAGAUUAAUUCUUAUUUAAUGAAGAUUGAAGAAGAGUAAGAAUAAGAAGAUGAUUGA